AUGGGAAAGCAAAGCGGCAGAUAUGAAAUGGCGACGGAAUCGACUGGGAGGAAAAGUGUACCUGGGCAAACCUAUAGUGAUGCCAUUUGCAGUUUUGUUAUCUGCAAUGAGUCUUCCCUUCAGCGGCAUCAAAUAAUCUUUAAUCCAGACUUCUUUGUGGAGAAGCUGAGACAUGAGAAGCCUGAAGCAUUCACAGAACUUGUGGUCAGCAACAUUACCCGAUUGAUUGACUUGCCUGGAGCAGAGCUUGCUCAACUGAUGGGUGAGGAAGAGCCCCAGUUGCCUGGUGGGCCUAGCAUUUCCUCAGGUUUUUUCCGUUCCUUGAUGUCUCUUAAACGCAAAGAGAAAGGGGUGGUAUUUGGAGCACCACUGACUGAAGAAGGCAUUGCUCAAAUAUCUCAACUCAUUGAAUAUUUGCAUAAAAAUUUACGGACAGAAGGCUUGUUCCGAGUGCCUGGAAACAGUACCAGGCAACAGAAUCUGAAAGAAGCUUUGAAUAGUGGAACAGAAAUUGACCUGGAUUCAGGCGAAUUUCAUUCCAAUGAUGUGGCCACUUUGUUGAAGAUGUUCCUGGGAGAAUUACCAGAGCCUUUGCUGACUCACAAACAUUUCCAUGCACACCUUAAAAUUUCAGAACUGAUGCAGUUUGAUGACAAGGGCAACAAGACCAACAAUCCAGAUAAAGAGCGUCAGAUUGAAGCACUGCAAUUGCUCUUCUUGAUCUUACCAGCUGCCAAUCGCAAUCUGCUCAAAUUGCUAUUGGAUCUGCUCUAUCAAACAGCCAAGAAACAGGACAGGAACAAGAUGUCAGCACAUAACCUUGCCCUUAUGUUUGCACCUCAUAUUUUGUGGCCCCGAAAUGUGACUGCCAGCGAUCUGCAAGAAAACAUUAACAAACUGAAUAAUGGAAUGGCUUUCAUGAUCAAGCAUUCACAAAAGCUCUUCAAAGCUCCAGUAUAUAUUCGGGAAUAUGCCAGGAUACAUUAUUUGGACUCCAGAACUCAUGCUUCAAAGGAUGACCUGGAUUUGCCAAUGCCCCAGAAUUUCAAAGACAUUCAGCUUCUGAAAUUCAAGAAACGAGGGCUCUUAGAUCCUUCUGCCCACUUGGAAGACACACAGCACCAUACAGAAAAAGCACUGAAAGAGCUUUUCUGCCAUGUUCAUAAUAUGCCAGACUCUGCCAAGAAAAAGAAGCUUAUUCAGCAGUUUCAGAAGCAUCCUGAAGCCCUUACUCCUCAAACAGCUAUGUCCACACAGAUUCAGAAACGUGCCCGAACUCGUUCCUUCAGCGGCCUAAUCAAGCGUAAAGUAUUGGGAAGUCAAGUGAUUUUGGACAAAAAGAAAAAUGAUACUGUUACAGAAUCUGCAGGCACUAAGGAUUCAAAGCAUGGUAGCAAGGAGAAUAUCAGCUUGACACCAGCUUCUUCUCCAGCAAUUAAUGUGAUAAGAGCUAAACUGAAAUCUCUUGAACACAGGAAAGAGGAUGCCUCUAAAAAUACUUGAUUUCAUGGAACUUCAACAGUAUUCCACUUGAGCUGAUGGUGUACAGUAUAUAUCUAACUUCACUUACUGGAGCUUACAACUGUGUACCUUCCAGAAUAAUAAGACUUUCUCUGUCAUAAGGACAUUUCUGUCUGUCCCUUUGUUGAUGCACUGGAUGAUAUUUGUCUUUGAAGAGGUUAUUAUUUAAUAUUAUUUUUGUUCCCAACUGUUUACUAUUUUGACAACUGUUUGAGACUUAGUUUGCAUCCUCUGUCUAUGUUCAUGUUUACUGGUGAAGUUUUGUUUUUUAGCAAGACUGUGUCUUUUUUUUAACCUGGCAGUUCCUAUUAGCAUCCACAACAGUUAAUUCUUGUUUGCAGCUACGCUCCUCUUGUGAUCUUUGGAAACGGCAGUUUUAUUUAAAUUCUACUUAGUGUUCGGAAUCAGUUACAUCUUUCUCCUUUCAAAGGACUAGUGAUUCCGUUGCUUGUACUUGUCCUGAGAAUGCCAUUCUUAUUUUCUCCUCAGUGCUGCGAAAACAUUUUGGAUGAGGCUCCCCAGCACCACCAUUACAUUUCCAUUGUUUGUAAUCCAGGCUCUGACUCACAUUUUUCAGGCAGGGCCAAGGAGCUGACAGUUUAAUGACUAACAAUCUACUGGAAGAAUACUAAAAGGCAGAAGAGCUUGUUAAUGUGGAAGGCAGCUGACUUGCUCAUUGGGAAGGCGGGAAGGCUGUCAAAUUACUAAAAGAAAUGUUUCCUUUUUCUUUUGUCAAUAACAGACGAACACAUGUGGGAGGAGGAUGCACUGAUACAGCAGUGCUGCUGUUUGAGUAAAAAAAAAAGACUACAGCAAUAUUGCAACUGCUUGAAACUGCUAAGUUUCUUCCUUCUCUUGAAGAAUCAGAAAUCUGCACUGAGCUAGGUGAACAUUUCUGCCAUCUUCCCAGAAAACACAUUGCUGUCUGAAAGAUUUGUAACAUGAGUUUCAUUACACACACACACACACCAAGAAAAGUCUAUAUAUUGUCUUUUGUUUCAUGCUGAGGUUUUAUUUUGUUUUUAAAUUUCAGGCUAUAUUUUCAAAAAAACUGAAGUAAUAUGGAACAAAGCCUGGUUCUAUUUUUAAGGAUUGGGGGGGGGGCUAUUUGGGUUCUUUAAAUAUAAGGACUGAUAUUUUCCUCCUCUUUUAAAAGAGUAGGCUUCUAAAUCUGAUAUAUACAAGGAGUUCUCUAGCUGGCUGUAAAUACCCACAAAUCUACUUGUCAAUAUUUUAAGCCGAGCAUAAAAUGGUUGCUAACAUUGUGAGGUCAUAGUAUGCAAAAAUAACUGAGGUAGGGAAAACAGUAGAGAGAAACACUCUAAGUUCUCAUUCUUACCUUGAUUUGGUCAUGUUUUACUACACUGAGAAGAAUCUGUCAGGAAGAUGUCCAAAAUCCCAUUCAAAUCUUGAAAGCAAAGCUUUCUUGUGCACCAUAGACAAAUCAUUCUUGUAUUUUAUGUAAUACCAAGUCAUUAUUUGGUAUUGUGUUCUUAUACUCAACUAUAAUCCUUAUGCAUUCUUUCCAAAUAAGUGAUUACAUUGUGGCAAAUCAUUUUUUAACUUCCAUUCAAACUCUCAAAGUCUAGUUGAUAUCUUCCCCUCCAUAUCAGAAUUGCAAACUCUUUUGGAGGGAAAAAUGCAAACUGUACCUCAUUAGUUCAGAUAUAAUUGUAAAGUGUAAGUCCUGUACAAGCCAUGAAAUAAUUAAGCAUGCUGUGCAGGAGGAGAAAGUGAAUGUACAGUUUAUUAGUUAGUGUGAUAUGUGAACUGCUCUAUCACACGCAAGGAAUUCACUAUUUGAGACUGCCCCAAAAAGCAUUGCCUAAAUGCUUAAAUUAUUAAGCUCAUUAGUAAUUCAGAUCUUUGCUCUUAUAAUUGGCAAUUCUAGAACAAAUCUAGAAUAAUUACCUCCAAGAACUGUUACAUUUUAUUCUAAACUUCAUCUGUGCUAUGGAGAACUCUCACUUACCAAUGCAAUGUAAUAUUGUAAAUAAUACAUUUUUAAUGUUGCCCUAUCUGUUAACAUGAAAUUUCUACAUUAAAUAAUUCUUGGUGUUGGAUCCUUGUUAACAAAUUUCUCCAUUUUUGUUUCUUAAUUCUGGUUUGUAGCACCAAAGAGAUGUCUGGGAGGUUUAUAACAUAUUUACAUUGAGUUUUAAAAGAUUUUGUCUCUGGAACUGAAUUCCCAAAAAGAAAAUUUCUAAGUAUUAAAAGUCAUUGUUUUUCCAGUGUAAAGAACGUUCAAGUUUCAGGAAAGAUAUAUUCCAAUGGAAGAUAAUACCUAUAACUCAGGGUUGGACUAGGGAAUUCUUGGUGCUCUGUGACCAUGAUUGUUUGUUUGGAGAUAUUUAAUUACCUAACUAGGUAACAUCAGUGCCACCACUCAGAGAGCUUCUGAAAGUAACUAUUGGAUUGUAUAUUACCUUAUUUAUGGAUAGAUGUGUGUCAAAUUGUACUAUAGAUUGCAUUCAUGUUCUUGAGAGUGCCUGUCUCAAUUGAGUUUCAGAACUAUGUUAAAAAAAUCUGAUUUAAUCAAUUUUAGAUUUAAAAAUUGGGUUGACUUUUUCUAUUUGUUAAUUGGCUCAGGAAAAAAAGGUGCCGUGCAUGUGCCUCAGAAAUAUGUCUCUUCUCAAAUUUUUCAUUGUAUUAUCCUGAU
This is a messenger RNA of Ahaetulla prasina, 4180 nucleotides long. RefSeq names its product Rho GTPase activating protein 19 (gene ARHGAP19). The record is from RefSeq and is a predicted model, not a curated record. Gene Ontology annotation, biological process: regulation of small GTPase mediated signal transduction; signal transduction. The coding region runs from base 1 to 1503 and encodes 500 amino acids. Lineage: Eukaryota; Metazoa; Chordata; Lepidosauria; Squamata; Colubridae. The transcript has 12 exons. Gene Ontology annotation, molecular function: GTPase activator activity. Gene Ontology annotation, cellular component: cytoplasm.